Molecule: messenger RNA, 1954 nt
Organism: Dipodomys ordii (Ord's kangaroo rat)
Lineage: Eukaryota; Metazoa; Chordata; Mammalia; Rodentia; Heteromyidae
Gene: Mgme1
Product: mitochondrial genome maintenance exonuclease 1
Exons: 5
Coding region: 162-1187 (341 amino acids)
Biological process (GO): mitochondrial DNA replication
Cellular component (GO): mitochondrion
Molecular function (GO): single-stranded DNA exodeoxyribonuclease activity
Source: RefSeq, a predicted model, not a curated record
CAGUGACGUAGCAAGAUCUCGUGAGAACAAGCACACGAGAUUUGGAGACGCCCGCGCUUCCGCCUGAAGGCAGAGACUCCGCACCGAAAGCUUCUCGGAGCUGGAAUACAAAAUCUAAAAAGGAUCUCUAUCUUGCAAACUUUUGAGAAAAGUGAAAAAAAAUGAUGAUGAAGGCAUUUCAGACCAUUUGUAAGCAGCUCAGAAGUUCAAAGAGUUUUACUGUAAGACAAGGCACUUUUGUGGAUUUCUCUACUUCCUCUUAUUCAUAUGUCCGGAAGAAAAAAAAUCCUUAUGAAGAUGUGGACCAAGCAAAAUAUUCUCGAUUAGUCAAGUCUGUCUUGUCAUUUGGAGGCCUGGCCCAGACCCCAGAAUCACUGUUGGAGGAAGAUGCUUUACUCUUUGGACCUGUGACUAAACAUAAGCCUCCAAAACCAAAAGAGGAGGCAAAAGUUCCACAAAACUGGUUUCCUCUCUUCAAUACAGAGAGAAGUGAAAAGCCAAAUAAGUGUGAUUCUUCAAUUCCUUUGAAAAUUCCUUUACAAAGGAAGGCAAUACCAAGUGUGACCCGUGUACUUCAGCAAACCAUGACAUCAGAACAGAUUUUCUUUUUGGAGAGGUGGAAAAAGCGGAUGAUUCUGGAACUGGGAGAAGAUGGAUUUGCAGAAUAUACUUCAAACAACUUUUUACAAGGGAAACAGUUCCAUGAAGACUUGGAAAACAUACUUUCACCCCAAGGGAACUUAAAAGAGAGAGAUGGAAAUCUCCAAUGUGGUUAUAUUGAAAGUGUCCGGCAUAUCUUGAAAGAUAUUAGUGGAGUACUCGCUCUUGAAAGUGCUGUUCAACAUGAGACCUUAAAGUAUGUUGGUCUGCUGGACUGUGUGGCUGAGUAUCAGGGCAAGCUGUGUGUGAUUGAUUGGAAGACAUCAGAAAAGCCAAAGCCAUAUAUCCGAAACACGUAUGACAACCCACUACAAGUUGUGGCAUACAUGGGUGCCAUAAAUCAUGAUGCCAACUACAGUUUUCAGGUUCAGUGUGGCUUAAUUGUGGUGGCCUACAAAGAUGGAUCCCCUGCCCAUCCACAUUUCAUGGAUACAGAGCUAUGUUCGCAGUACUGGGUCAAGUGGCUUCUUCGCCUAGAAGAAUAUGCAGAAAAGGAAAUGAGCCAAACUAUUCAGAAACCAGAUUAGGAGGCAGGACAUUACUUAGAAGUAUUUAGUACUUUCUCACUGCUUCAAGAGAUAGAUUGCAGUUCAUUGUGUUCUGAAAAUAGAGGUGCUACUGAAUUUGAGAGCUACAUUGACACAGCAGAAGUAUUAAUUCGUUGAAUUUCACUGAAAAGGUUGAAAAGCUACAGAAGCCUAGAUUUAAAGAGCCAAAAGUCAGUGCAUGUAAUACUAGAGGUAGCCAUGCUACCUCUGACUAUUACUUACCUGAAAAGAGGGCAAGCAGGAUUGGCAGUUACUUCCUUGAAGACUAUUAUGUUCUUGGCCGGAUGCCCAGGCUUUGAAUUGAGAUUGGGAGGCAAUGAGGCUUGUUGUGCCAAGCAUUUUCCCAGGGCUGUCAGGCCGAGAAGGAGCUGUGCACCUCAGGAGUGUGUAUAAAGGGAAAACUCAUCAGCUGAUCAACACUGCCAACACCAUUUUCUAAAAUAGGUUUUGCAUUUUGGGGUUCUAUAUUGUUGCAGUUAGUAAGCUAAAUUUAGUUUUAACACUAACUACAUGCAUAUAUGAUUAGCCUGGAGUAAACAUUGCUUUCUGGAAGUAAGAUCAUUGGCAGUAUCCCACCGUUUGCUUACCAGAAGUAGUGAGGACCAAUGUGAAAAUCACCACAGGGGGUUCAGUUGCUGUUUCUGGUGCUAGUCAAUAGAUACGUACAUGGAAAAGGUUUAUCACUCAUGGAAUUUUUCAUCUCUAAGGACCACUAAUAAAAUAAUGAUUUUUUUCUUGUGUUUGAU